AUGAUCCCUUCACGAAGUGCCAGAAUCAUCGCAAAGCUACAACGACUACACUCGACUACUUCAGCCGCUUCAGUAUCUUCUAUUGAUGUAAAAGAGGUCGAAAAAUUCGGAGACUUGUCUGCAGAAUGGGCUGAUGAACUGGGUCCCUUCCACGCACUUCACUCAUUAAACAGGAUUCGAGUUCCUUGGAUUGUCGAUAAUGUUAGAAAAAGCGAUCAGAAGGCUCCUCCUCGAUUAGUGGACGUUGGAAGCGGAGGGGGUCUUUUGUCGAUUCCACUGGCCAGAAGUGGAUUCGAUGUUACAGGAAUUGAUGCGACGAAGCAAGCUGUAGAAGCUGCGAAUCAGUCCCUCACAGCGAAACCCCUUCAAAUUGCCGGAAUCUCGAAGCGCCUCCGGUUCGAGCAUACCAGCGUCGAGGAUUUCUGUCAGAAGCCACACAAUAAAUCGGCCUACGAUGCAGUCGUCGCUUCGGAAAUUGUCGAACACGUCGCCGAUCUUCCCGGAUUCAUUGGCUGCCUCGCUGAGCUGGCUCGCCCCGGUGCCCCGCUCUUCAUCACAACUAUCAACAGAACGUGGCUGAGCAAAUUGGCAGCUAUUUGGCUUGCAGAGAAUGUACUCAAAAUCGUGCCGCCCGGAGUCCACGACUGGGAAAAAUUCAUCACACCCGCCGAGCUCACUUCACAUCUCGAAAAAGCGGGUUGCCGGGUGACGGCGGUGCAUGGAUUAAUGUUUCAUCCGGUUGGAAAUCACUGGACAUGGAUCGAAUCGACUCAGUGUAAUUACGGAAUUUUGGCAGUGAAGAAUUAGAUUUGAAGAUUUUUUGUUUAGUGUUGCUAGUUUUUUUUUCAUGUUUCCAUAUGUUACUGGUGCUAUUUUUUUUAAUUUUCAAAAAAAAAAAUAAUUUGAGACCUAA
Molecule: messenger RNA, 913 nt
Organism: Caenorhabditis elegans
Lineage: Eukaryota; Metazoa; Nematoda; Chromadorea; Rhabditida; Rhabditidae
Gene: coq-3
Product: Ubiquinone biosynthesis O-methyltransferase, mitochondrial
Exons: 5
Coding region: 1-807 (268 amino acids)
Biological process (GO): ubiquinone biosynthetic process
Cellular component (GO): extrinsic component of mitochondrial inner membrane; mitochondrial inner membrane
Molecular function (GO): polyprenyldihydroxybenzoate methyltransferase activity; 3-demethylubiquinol 3-O-methyltransferase activity; 3-demethylubiquinone 3-O-methyltransferase activity
Source: RefSeq, marked reviewed